Molecule: messenger RNA, 1376 nt
Organism: Sitophilus oryzae (rice weevil)
Lineage: Eukaryota; Metazoa; Arthropoda; Insecta; Coleoptera; Curculionidae
Exons: 5
Coding region: 625-1176 (183 amino acids)
Source: RefSeq, a predicted model, not a curated record
AGGUUAACAUGACUUAUGCCCGAUUCUACAAUGCAAGUAUAAAAGCCAGUAUAAUUAUUCUACUGAUAACCUAUACCCCGAUUUAUUCCAAGUAUAACUGGUUGUCGGUUUUACAAUCGUUUUUUAUAAUCGGUAUAGUUAUUCCAAGUAUAUCUCCUUGGUAGUUCCAAUGAACUAGCAUUUUGACAUUUGACAUUUUGAAAGGCGGAUAUUAUCUGUGGUAUUAUACACUAUAACCUGACUUUCAGCUCUGUUUUCAGUAACGUUUUAGUGGUUUUCAUGGGUAGUUCUUUAUCUUUAGCGGUCAGAGUAGCGGUUUCAUUUCAUUUUUGUUUCUUGAGUGUGUGGUUUGCGAGCGAAAGCUAAUAUAAGUAUGGAGAAAAAACGGUGUAAUAAUUUUACAGCCGACGAGACUGAAGUUUUACUGAGCUUAGUGGAGGAAUCUCAGCUUAUUGUAGGCAAGUGCAGCAUAUUGAUUUCUUUAUAAAGGACAUCCGGUAUACCGGACAUCCUUUGGAAUUGUAUUUUCAUAUUACUUAUUUUAUAGAAUGCAAGAAGACAGAUACGAUUAACAACAGCAGAAAAGAGCUAGAAUGGAAGAAGAUUGAGACUAAAUUUAAUUCGAUGUGUGCAACAGCACGAACUUCUAAAAUGCUACGUAGCAAGUGGGAUUCUCUAAAAAAAACCACCAAAAAGGAAUAUGGAGAGUACAAGCAAAGUUUAUAUAAGACACGUGGUGGACCAGGAAGUUCUGACUUUAAAAUGUCAGGCUAUAUGAAACGUAUUUUGGCUGUAGUUCGGAUUGGGAUGUCUGGCACUUGUUCUAAGUUUGAUUGCGAUUUUGAUUUACCUAACAGUAGUAAUAAGCUACUCACUGAAGACUCUAGCAGCAUUUCCUCUCAGGUCCCUAUUGUACCUACUGAAGUAAUAAGUAAUGAAGAUAUAGCAGCAGAGGAAAUAACUAUAGAUAAAGACAGUUCUGAUGCAGCUGAAAUUAUAAGCUUGAGCAGUUGGCAGACGUGGAAUCCACAGCAGUUGAGGCAGCCGAAAAGUAUCGAGUUGACAGUUCCUGAACCAAAUAAUACUGAUUUAGAAGACACGAAUGAACAGGUGACAAAAACUAUUGGAGUAACCCCAUGCUGCUCUAAUGAUGUCAAAAAAAAGGAGGAGGGUUAGUAAAGUGGAAUCCAUUGGUUCCAAAUUAAAAAAUAAAAGGGCAAUUCAUUUUGAAACACUUCAAGAGGAAUUACUGAAGAAAAAAAUUGCCCUUGUAGAGUUACAAACUCAGGUUCUGCAAGAAGAGAGGGAGCAGAAAAAAGGCCUGAUUGAGGCACAGAUCAAAAUAUUAAGGGAGGAAGCAGAACAAAAAAAAAAUA